UGUGAGUGAACGAGCAAAAAUCCAGCCGCUGGAGGACUUUUUCUCUCCGAGCUAAACUCGUGUAUGUGUUCUCGCCCGGAGCCUGAGGCGAGGACGGAGAAGAAGAAGAAGAACGUAGAGGGAGGAGGAGGAGGAGGACAGAUGCGAAAAUGCGAGAAGAAAUCCAGGAAGAGAGCGAAGGCAGCUUAUUAAAGAUUCAGCGCGGGAGAGCAGACGUUAUCGCCCGUCCAGAGCUGUGGCAGCACCGGGGAUAAACUCACAACUCUCCGGGCUCCGGCCGCCAGCGAAUGGGCUGAACCGAAGCGGGCUUUCGUGGAAGAAGCGAGUCCGAAGUGUUUUUUUUUUUAAGCGGAGACCCAAAGGGAAGGGGAGGAGAGGGGGCGAAGAAAACGCCCUGCUGCCGCUGCCUGUUGCUGCGGUGUCCAAAUUCAAACUUUAUCGCCGAGUUUGGGGGAAAAAAAUGCCUCCUCCAUUGAACUGAAGGUGGAAUUCAAAUGUGAACUUUAUUAGCUAAACCGCUGGCGGACAGAGGGGCCGCUCACUUUGCCACUUCUAUCGUGUGUGGAGUGUUUCCCUCGCGUUGGGAAUAUUUUCAUUGUGCACUGUAUUCCUGUCGGAGGCGAGUUGGGUGGGCUGCGAGCCCGGGGCUGCUCCGCUAGGCCCACGGCCAUUAGCCAGGAACAAAGAGGGUCCACAUGUAAAAACUUAAAGAAACUGCUCCUAUCUCGACGAGGUUUGUCGAAACGAGCGCAGUCAUGUCGCUGGGCGCCGAGAGGAGGAUGGAAACCCGGCUGAAGAAGCUGGAGGGUAUGAUCCGAGACCCCCGGUGCUCCGUCAACCUGGAAAGUUUGCUGGACUCCAUGAACGCCCUGGUCUUAGACCUGGACUAUCCAGCACUACGCAAGAACAAAAACAUCGAAACCUUCUUAAACAGAUAUGAGAAAGAAAUAGGACAAAUUCGAGACCUCCAGAUGAAGUCUGAAGACUUUGACAGAGUUAAAGUCAUCGGGCGAGGGGCGUUUGGUGAAGUCCACCUGGUCAGACAUAAAUCCUCUCAGAAGGUUUAUGCCAUGAAGCUGCUGAGCAAGUUUGAGAUGAUCAAGCGCUCAGACUCCGCCUUUUUUUGGGAGGAGAGGGACAUAAUGGCGUUCGCCAACAGUCCAUGGGUUGUGCAGUUGUGCUGUGCCUUCCAAGAUGAGCACUACCUCUACAUGGUGAUGGAGUACAUGCCAGGGGGGGACCUGGUCAACCUCACCAGCACCUACGACGUGCCAGAGAAAUGGGCCAAGUUCUACACAGCGGAGGUGGUGAUGGCCCUGGAUGCCAUUCACUCAAUGGGCUUCAUCCACCGUGACGUCAAGCCGGACAACAUGCUGCUAGAUGGACACGGACACCUCAAGCUGGCCGACUUUGGGACGUGCAUGAAGAUGGACGCUACCGGCAUGGUGCACUGUGACACGGCAGUCGGGACUCCAGACUACAUCUCUCCUGAGGUGCUCAAGUCCCAGGGUGGAGAUGGUUAUUAUGGGAGAGAAUGUGACUGGUGGUCUGUCGGGGUCUUCAUCUUCGAGAUGCUGGUUGGUGACACACCAUUCUACGCUGACUCGCUGGUGGGAACGUACAGUAAGAUCAUGGACCAUAAGAACUCUUUAAACUUCCCUGAUGAUGUGGACAUCUCCAAAGAUGCCAAGAACAUCAUCUGCGCCUUCUUGACUGACAGGGAGGUGCGAUUGGGCAGGAACGGCGUGGAGGAAAUCAAGCGACACCCUUUCUUUAAGAACGACCAGUGGACCUUUGACACCAUCAGAGACACGGUUGCUCCUGUGGUCCCAGAGCUGAGCAGCGACAUAGACACCAGCAACUUUGAUGAGAUUGAAGAUGACAAAGGCGAUGUAGAAACUUUUCCCACACCUAAAGCCUUUGUUGGAAAUCAGUUACCCUUUGUUGGCUUUACCUACUUCAAAGAAGAUCAAUUACUAAAUGCCCCCAACAAUUCCUCAGUGGCCCACGAGACUUCGAAAGGAGAGUCGGUAGCAUUGCAGAAGAAACUUCGCCACCUCGAGGUUCAGCUGAAUAACGAGAAGCAGGUCAAAGACGAACUGGAGCACAAAUUCAGAGUUGCCACCAGUCGUCUGGACAAAAUCUCUAAAGAACAUGAGGACGAGGUGAGCGCGAGAAAGAACCUGGAGUCGAGUCUGAGGCAGCUGGAGAGAGAAAAGGCCCUGCUGCAGCACAAGAGCCUGGAGAGUCACCGAAAGGCCGAGAGCGAGGCGGACAGGAAGCGCUGCCUGGAGAAUGAAGUCAACAGCCUACGAGAUCAGCUGGACGACAUGAAGAGAAGAAACCAGAAUUCACACAUUUCCAAUGAGAAGAACAUUCACCUACAGAAACAGCUGGAAGAGGCCAACACGCUGCUGCGGGCCGAGUCCGAGGCGGCGAUGAGGCUCCGUAAAGCCCAGACGGAGAACAGCAAGCAGCUGCAGCAGCUGGAGGCCAACGUACGCGAGCUGCAGGACAAAGGCUGCGUGCUGGAGCGCAGCAAGCUGAGUCUGGAGAAGGAAUGCAUCAGCCUGCAGGCGGCUCUGGAGACGGAAAGGAGGGAGCACAGCCAGGGCUCAGAGACCAUCAGUGACCUCAUGGGACGAAUCUCUGGUCUGGAGGAUGAGGCUCGUCAGCAGAGACAGAAUCUGUCCAAAUCUGAGUCUGAGAAGAGGCAACUUCAGGAGAAACUCACUGAUCUGGAGAAGGAGAAGAGCAACCAAGAGAUUGAUUUGACCUACAAGCUGAAGGUGCUGCAGCAGGAGCUGGAGCAGGAGGGGACGUCUCAUAAGGCCACCAGGGCAAUGCUGGCCGACAAGAGCAAGAUCAAAGUUACCAUCGAAGGAGCCAAGUCAGAGUCCAUGAAGGAGAUGGAGCAGAAGCUGGCGGAGGAGCGAUCAGCCAAACUGCGUCUGGAGAACAGAAUCCUGGAGCUGGAGAAACACAGCAGCAUGAUGGACUGUGACUAUAAACAGGCUUUACAGAAACUAGAUGAGCUACGAAGACAUAAGGACCGCCUCACUGAGGAGGUAAAGAAUUUGACCCUGAAGAUCGAGCAGGAGAUCCAGAAGAGAACCCUGACUCAGAACGACUUGAAGUCUCAGAACCAGCAGCUCAAUGCUUUGAAAACCUCAGAGAAACAGCUCAAACAGGAAACCAACCACCUGCUGGACAUUAAACGCAGCUUGGAGAAACAGAACCAGGAGCUGCGCAAAGAACGACAGGACACAGACGGGCAAAUGAAGGAGUUGCAGGACCAGUUAGAAGCCGAACAGUAUUUUUCUACAUUGUAUAAGACCCAGGUGCGUGAACUGAAGGAAGAUUGUGAAGAGAGGAACAAACUCCACAAAGAUGUCCAGCAGUCUGUGCAGGAGUUCCAAGAGGAGAGGGACUCUUUGGCAGCUCAGCUUGAGAUCACUCUGACAAAAGCGGAUUCAGAGCAACUGGCGCGCUCCAUCGCUGAGGAGCAGUACUCCGACCUGGAGAAGGAGAAAAUAAUGAAGGAGCUGGAACUGAAGGAAAUGAUGGCCCGGCAUCGUCAAGAGCUCAGCGAGAAGGACAUCACCAUCAGUUCGUUGGAGGAGGCCAAUCGCACCCUGACCAGUGACGUCGCCAACCUCGCUAACGAGAAGGAGGAGAUGAACAACAAACUGAAGGAGGCAAUAGAAGAGUCCGAUAAGUCAAAGGACUGGGAGCAGCUGAUCUGCCAGAGUAAGAUAAUGUUUGAGAAGCAGCUGCAGUCGGAGAGGACACUGAAAACUCAGGCCGUCAACAAGCUGGCAGAGAUCAUGAAUAGGAAGGAGGUCCGUGGUGGAGGCAGUCGCCGUGGUAAUGACACAGACAUGCGGCGAAAGGAGAAGGAGAACAGGAAGCUGCAGCUGGAGCUGAGGUCGGAGAAGGAGAAGCUCAACAGCACCAUUAUCAAAUACCAGAGAGAGAUCAAUGAGGUGCAAGCGCAACUGGCCGAUGAGAGCCAGAUGCGUGUCGAGCUGCAGAUGGCCCUGGACAGUAAGGACAGCGAUAUCGAGCAGCUGCGGAAUCUCCUGCAGACACUCAGCGUUCAAUCAAUGGACUCCGCCAGUGUCAGCAGUGGACCAGAGUUUGAUACUGAUGAUGCAUACGCAGAAUCAAGACUUGAAGGUUGGCUCUCUCUCCCUGUGAGAAACAACACCAAGAAGUUUGGAUGGGUGAAAAAGUACGUUGUCGUGAGCAGCAAGAAGAUUCUCUUCUACAACAGCGAGCAGGACCGAGAGCAGUCCAUCCCCUACAUGGUGCUGGAUAUAGACAAACUCUUCCAUGUGAGGCCUGUCACUCAAACCGAUGUGUACCGUGCAGACGCCAAAGAGAUCCCAAGGAUAUUCCAGAUUCUUUAUGCCAAUGAAGGGGAGUGCAAAAAGGAGCCUGAGUUUCCUGUGGAGCCGCUGCCCAUCGGAGAGAAGUCCAGCUACAUCUGCCACAAGGGCCACGAAUUCAUCCCCACGCUCUACCACUUCCCCACCAACUGCGAGGCGUGCACCAAGCCGCUGUGGAACAUGUUCAAGCCGCCUCCUGCUCUGGAAUGCAGGCGCUGCCACAUCAAGUGCCACAAAGACCACAUGGACAAGAAGGAGGAGAUCAUUGCUCCCUGCAAAGUAAACUACGAUGUGUCAACGGCCAAAAACCUGCUGCUCCUCGCCGUGACCCAGGAGGAGCAGCAGAAGUGGGUGAGCCGGCUGGUCAAGAAGAUUCCCAAGAAGCCUCCGCCGCCAGAGCACUUUGCACGCUCCUCGCCACGCGCCUCCAUGAAGGUGCAGCCCAGCCAGUCCAUGAGGAGGCCCAGUCGACAGCUCCCCACCAGCAAGAGCAGAUUGGAUGCCUUUGGUCUCCAGGACUGGCACUGGGCAUUGGAUGAUAUCGAUGAUGACUGUUCCUCAAUUCAUUUCUGAUGACCACAUGUGGUAACGCUGUGUGCAGUGUGUUGCAGUGAUUUCAGUUUAACCUUGCUUGGGAGUGUGGUGCAUCUUCGAGGUGGUGGGAUGUGUUUCCUCCUAAAUCAAAGACUGUGUAUACAAAGCUCUGUUUGCAGAUCAGCACACUGAACUCCACAUCACUUCUCCACAACCCCCACCCCCCUGUCCUGCUUCAGCCUGUGACAGUCACAAAGUCGUUUUUUUACCAUUUCAUCGACCUUCAGCGGUUGAAUUAUGAGCUGAAGUCUUCUCCCAGGCCUGAGACGAGGACACAUGGGUGUCUCUAAAGGGAGGGGCUGGAGGAGCCCACGCAACACGAGAGAGAGCUCUUAUAAACUCGACUAGGGCUGACAAGAAGGGGAUUAUUCUUACCUCAACACUUCUCACCAAGACACGCUGCCUGAGCUAAGGACCCAACAGGACAACUCUUGACUCCACCUUUUGGAAAUCUCGCGGCCAAAUAAGAAAAAAAGGAAAUUUUUGUGUGUUAAAUGAUUAAGGUUUUAAUGGGGGAACACUACACUCAGAAGAUAGUCAAUUCUGUAUUUAGUUGACCCACGGCUGAACUUGAUCCUAGAUACAGUAUCUGUACUUAUUCAAACUCUUUAACAUUGAUUGUAGCUUCCUGCUUCUCACCAUUCUGCUUUCAGGGGCGUGUCCACACUGGGUCGCAGAAACUUGAAUGAGGUACUUAAAGCGAACAAGCUGUGACUUCUGGGAAAGUCAGUGAGGCGGGGGAAGGAGUGUGAGAUUCCUCGCGGAUUCGAGCAGACAACUCCUGGAGUGCCCCUCAUUCAGAUUUCUGAUUUGUGGCGCGCUCAGAAUCACUGGAUUGCUGUCGUUUGUCGUGACUCCAGUAACGGUUACAAGUGAACACAAUCCUGCUCUGAAUGGCAUCAGAUGGAGAUCCUCACAAUCCCAUAAUCAAACCUGCACUGUGGGUUUUGAGGGUUGUUGUUUACUGAAUUCUGGGGGGGUGCACCGUUCAUGCUUCUCUGAUCCGAGCUCGGCUCCGUUGUGUUUUUUUGAAUGUACAUCUGGGCUUUUACCAGAGAUGACACACAGGCAUUGUAUUACUUCCAAAUAUACUUGACUGAAGCCUCCUUUCAUCACCACCUGCUCUGAGUGAACCUGCAUGUGUUUUGCCUUUUCAGGCCUCACACUUGAGAGCUGUCACCCACAGGCCUCCACCUGUUACACCUAGUUUUUAAGUCAAGGGGAAUUUAUCAAAGAGAAGCAGAAACAUUGAAGGUAAUGAAACAUGUCCCAUCAGUCCAAAUACUGAGCAGCACUAUUCCAUUGAAAGUUUUUUUAAGUGUUUGUCCUGAUAUUUUUGUAUUAAAAAUAACCAAACUCUGAGUUUGGGCACAUU
Molecule: messenger RNA, 6360 nt
Organism: Platichthys flesus (European flounder)
Lineage: Eukaryota; Metazoa; Chordata; Actinopteri; Pleuronectiformes; Pleuronectidae
Gene: rock2a
Product: rho-associated, coiled-coil containing protein kinase 2a
Exons: 33
Coding region: 756-4964 (1402 amino acids)
Biological process (GO): cortical actin cytoskeleton organization; peptidyl-threonine phosphorylation; Rho protein signal transduction
Cellular component (GO): cytoskeleton; cytoplasm; centrosome
Molecular function (GO): Rho-dependent protein serine/threonine kinase activity; ATP binding; small GTPase binding
Source: RefSeq, a predicted model, not a curated record